UUGUUAUGGAACAGUCACAUUUUUGUUAUGUCGAUUGUCGUCCGGGAUAAAACGUUGAAGAAUAUAGUUUUUUCGUAAAAGUGUCAGUGAAUACUUAAUAAAUAUUGUGCUAUGCGUGGAUUCUAAAAAAGGUUAGUAAUUUUGAACGUAUAGAUGAAUGUGACAAAUAGGUACAACAAAACACGCAUGUUUCCAUUUAUGACUGUCUCAAGAAAAUUAAUCAUAACAUUAAAUAUCGCUGUUUAUGGACAAGUGGACAUUUACCUUAACCUCCUAUGAAUUUGAGUCGAGAAGCAAGAGCUAAUAAUUAAUAAAGAAGGAAGAAGACAGCCUGUAUAUGAUGUAUAUAGUGUGUAUGUAAUGUAUUUAAUUUCCCAAAAACAAUGAGUAUUUGUGCAGUAAAAGAUUGCACUAAUUCGUUCCGUAAAACCAAAAUGAAAGGCCUCACAAUCAAAUAUUUUACGUUUCCAAAAAACGCGGAAUUUAUUGAGGCGUGGCGUAGAGUAUGCAGAGAUGGAAUAAAUGUGAAGUAUGCGAGGAUAUGCUCGAAACAUUUCGAAUCCUGGUGCUAUGAGAAGUCAGCACAACAGAUUGCAUUAAACUAUUCACCUUUAAGAGGACGGAAAUUACGAGCGGACGCAAUCCCCACACUGUAUUUAUUUUCGGAACCGCAUAUGGCUGCAGAGCCAACACAAUCCGUUGAUUGUAAACCAAAGGAAAUUCUUGAAGCAAUGCAGGAGAAUAUCCAACUGAUAAGUUCACAAAUAGUAUUGGAUGGUGCUGAAGUAGCAUCACCUAAAGCUCUUAAUGUAAAAGUAGAGAAUACUGAUUAUGCACAACAACUAAAGAGAACUCCAGUAUUCAAUAGUAAUACCAAAGAAGCAGCAGCAUCAUCUUGUUCCAUCAACUAUCCUACAACAAUAGAAAAUCUACAAAUAGAGCUUAAUAAAAUUAAGAAGGCAUUUACGCUGUUCAUUGAGAGGAGAGAAAAAGAAAAGAUUAUGGAAAAAAAAGAAAGGAAAAAACAAAUGGAGCAACAUACGCGGGAAGUUCUCAGUCAAAUUUUUACACCGGGUCAGAUCAAAGUCUUGAUGAAUCGAACAAAAAAACGUGUGGUUUGGUUAUCAGAAGAUAUUGCAAACGCAAUAUCGUUACGUUGUGUAAGCCCAAAAGCAUACCGGUACUUGCGUAAUGUACUGAAAUAUCCGCUUCCUGGCCUGUCAACACUCCGCAGAUACACCGCAUCUAUUAAAACUGCUGAGAAAUCAUUUCCUCGAUUAAGGAUUCAGCAGAGAGGAACGGUUAAUUUACGAGGAUCCCAUCCAGAAACUUUUGGCGAUCAAUGUAAAGAUGUCAGAGUGGCGUUCGUGAUACCACAGUAUCAACAAUAAUAAGAUUGGAAAUAAGAUCGUUUAUGUUAGAAACAUUACUUUAAAAACUAUAAUUGCGUGUCGAAGAUCAUCCCGUCUGCUAUUUGUCGUUAUUCGUGAUUUCUUCGGAAGAAAAGCAACUUUUAAAAUCACUCGAUGAAUUAGACGUCACAGACACAAUUGAGGAUGAAAGCUUUAAAGUACAUGGCUGGGCUACGUAGUAUCCGAUUAAAAAAUCGAUGUAUCGAUUAAAAAAUAAAUAUCAAAACUUCGGAAUCGUAACCCAUCUCUUGCCAGCUGUCGACAACAUGGACUGACUGCAAUUCAUUUCGCGAGGGAAUUGCCUGUAUCCAUCCGAUGAACUUAACUACAAACUGCAAGUAUGAAUGCAGAAUUCACACGGUACCACGGGUCCAAUCUUUGUAAAGAUGCAUUUAUUUUUAAAACGUCAACAAAAAUUAAGGCAUUAAAAUCCAUCCAAUAGAAAUACCUAAAGAGAUUAUACUAUGUUUAGGCCCGGUUGUUCCACCUUUUGCUAAAUUUUAUCUGUGUUGGGUAUAUAAGAAGCAAGAUUACCCAUUCACAUGCACGGAUUGCCAGAUUUAUCUAAUAAGUAAAGUUUACCAAAAAGUGGAACAACCAGCUCUUAGUACGAACGUGAAAUAUAUUCGAGUUCGAGAAAUAAAUCGGGUGAUUGCCAUAAGAAACAAAAUCAGAAA
Messenger RNA from Trachymyrmex cornetzi, 2089 nucleotides. RefSeq lists its product as uncharacterized. The transcript is spliced from 6 exons. The record is from RefSeq and is a predicted model, not a curated record. Gene Ontology annotation, molecular function: sequence-specific DNA binding. Bases 384 to 1391 code for a protein of 335 amino acids. Lineage: Eukaryota; Metazoa; Arthropoda; Insecta; Hymenoptera; Formicidae.